Molecule: messenger RNA, 4365 nt
Organism: Cyprinus carpio (common carp)
Lineage: Eukaryota; Metazoa; Chordata; Actinopteri; Cypriniformes; Cyprinidae
Product: zinc finger CCCH domain-containing protein 18
Molecular function (GO): metal ion binding
Source: RefSeq, a predicted model, not a curated record
GCUUUGAUGACGUCUGGGAAAUGGCCGCUCUCGCUGUGUAGUGCAGGGUUUAUGAAUUUCUCCGCUAGAGAAAAAUAAGAACUCCAGACAGAUCGCUCACUGUUUGAACACAGUCACCCCAAGGAGAGAGACCGGGUGACUCCCUACACUGAGACCCUGUCUCCCGAGACUCUGUGGUUUGAAAGAGUUCUUGCUGAUGGAUACGCCUGAGAGCCCCACCCAGUCCCCACAAUCUCCUGAGGAGGAGGAGAAGGGUCUCUCUGACAACGAGCUGCUGGAGUCGCCUGAGUCCCCAGCAGAAGUAGACAAGGGAGUGUCAGACAGUGAGCUUUUGAAUGAUGAUGAGAAUGAAGUACAGGAGGGUGGAGGAGACUCCGACUUUGAGGAUGGAGACAGGGUAGCAGCUGGAAGAGAAGAUCCUGAGGACGUUUCAGACCUGGAAGACUACAAGAUGGACAGGGAGGAGAAAGAAGACGUCCACCAGCAAGACCUCCGUUUGACAGUCCGAGGAAGCAGAAAGGAUGCUAGCCAGUCUCCUGAAGAGGAAAUCCUUGAGACGCCGAGAUCACCUGAUCCUGACUCGCCAGGGCCAGAACACGAGCGACCUUUCACCCCAGCAGAAGAGGAGCGAGACGAGGAGGAUGAGGCAACCACCAAGUCUGGCCUUAGCCGUGCUGAGAUUGAGGAAGAGGAUGAUGAGGAAGAAGAGAGGAGGCGGCGGAGGAGGGCAGCGAUGGUAGUGAGUGAUUUGAAGGACGAAUCUUCUGUGUCCAGAGAUCUGGAUGAACAUGAGCUGGAUUAUGAUGAGGAGGUUCCAGAAGAGCCGAGUGCUGCUGCUCCAGAGGAGGACGAGGGAGAGAAGGGUCCCGCCGGGGAGGAUGGAGAAGAUGAGGAAGAGGACGAUGAAGAGGUGGAGAAAAGACGGAAGAGAAAGGAAAGAAAACCAAUUCUGCCCCCAGAUAACAAAGACACGCCGCUAAGAAAAUCUGAGGACUCGAGGGAGAGAGGCAGGAGAGAUUCGUUCCGUGAUAAAAAGAAAGAGGAAGAUGAUGGAGAGAUUGAUGAGGGAGAGAUAGAUGAUGAUGAUCUUGAGGAGGGGGAGGUGAAGGACCCCAUGGACAGGAAGAUCAGACCCCGACCCAUCUGCAGGUUUUUUAUGAAAGGUAAUUGCACCUGGGGCAUGAUCUGUAGGUUCAUCCAUCCAGGAGUCAAUGAUAAAGGCAACUACUCCCUCAUCUCCAAGCCAGAUCCCUUCUCUCCUAACGGAGCACCUCCUGGAGGAGCAGGAGGUGGACCUCACCCCCUCAUGCCCGCUAACCCCUGGGGAGCCCCUGCUGUAGAAGAGUUGCCUCCUCCUCCGCCUCCUCUAGAUCCUCCGGUGGAGAGCGCCUGGGAAAGAGGCCUUAGACAUGCCAAAGAGGUGUUGAAGAAAGCCACCAUCCGUAAAGAGCAGGAACCAGACUUUGAAGAAAAACGUUUCACCGUAACCAUAGGUGAAGAUGACCGUGACUUUGACAAAGAAAAUGACUUCUUCAGGGAACGCGGCUAUCGUAUCACCAGAGAAAUCAGAGAUGCUGGUGAUAUUGAGUUCAGAGAUCCAAGUUAUGGUGAUCCUUAUGGCGACCCAUACUAUGAUUAUGAGAUGGAAGCUUUUUGGCGAGGAGGCCAGUAUGAGAAUUUCCGAGUGCAGUACACUGAGACCCCACUGCCAUACUAUCCUGACCGAGAGCGGGAACGAGAUCCACGCGAACGCCACCGCGAGAGGGAACGGGAGCGUGAGAGAGACCACCGUGAGCGGGAGCGCAGACAGAGAGAGCGAGAAAGGGAGAGAGAGCGGGAACGGGAGAAGGAGAGUCGGCGCAGGAAGGAGGAAUGGGAGAGGGAUCGUCUGAAACAGGACGAAAAGGAGGGAAGGCCUAGAGAGCGGCCUCCCAGAGAGCCACGGGAGAAGAAGGAUGAGAAGGAGAAGCCACUCAAACCACGUUCACCCACGAACAUGCCACCCAGAGGGCCAAUGGAGCCACCACCUAAGAAGGAGAUGGUCCCGUUGCCCAAGAGGCCAGAUGAAUGGAAAGACCCAUGGCGCAGGUCUAAAUCCCCUAGGAGAAGACCUGGUCUCAUGGGCUCCCCUCCACGUGGCCGUAGACGACACAGGCCCUCCGGAUCUUCAGUUUCCCUUUCCAAUUCGUCUAGGUCUUCAUCCCGAUCCUCAUCAUUUACGGGUUCUGGCUCUUCCCCUUCCCGAUCUCGUUCUUCUUCAAUGAGUUCCUACUCAAGUCACUCCUCUCAGCACAGCUCUUUCAGCGGAAGCCGCUCUAGAUCGCGAUCCUUCUCUUCCUCGCCCUCCCCGACCCCCUCAGCACAAAGAAACACUAAUAAGAACAAAGCUGAUCAGCCUACUGGUGCAUUGAAAGGCCACCCACUGAAGCCUGGUGCACUGCCCCCUCCUCGCAGGGAGAAAGGACCCCCCAAAAUCAUGCCCAGUCCCUCAUUGCCUGAACAGCCAGGGAAACCAGCCAAGCCAAUCACAGAGGCAGGAAAGCCCCCUAACCCCCGUCCAGCUGGACGACCUCCUGGACCCAGAGAGCCGAGAGAACCACCCAACAUGAGAGAAGGACGCAAGAAAGAGCGUCAACAGCAUAACCCACCUCACAGACCAACAGUGAGUGGCAGUGUAAGUGGCAGCAGUUAUUCUGGCUCCAGCUCACGCUCGAGAUCCCGUUCCUCCUCCGCCUCACUCUCCCGGUCUCGUUCCGGCUCCCACAAAUCUAGGUCUCUGUCGGUCAGUAGCGUUUCGUCUGUCUCAUCCGCCUCCUCCAGCAGCAGCUCAGUCAGGAGCGCCGACUCUGAUGACAUGUACGCUGACCUGGCCAGCCCUGUGUCCUCCGCCAGCUCCCAAUCACCAACUCCAGGCCAUGCCCGCAAGGAAAGGGGCCCUCCACGGGACAAGGGACCCAACAAAGACAGAGGAAAACCGCCAAAGAAAGACGAGCCUUUCAAAGAUGAGCGAAAACGAGUGGACCCCUCCGGUCUCCCGCCAAAAACCAGCUCUGGCAUGCCUAGAUCCGGAAACAGAGGUCACCCUAUGCACCCGCCUCCUAUGGGCCCUCCAGGAGGAUACGGUUCUCAUAAGGACAUUAAACUCACCCUGCUCAACAAGCAGCAAACCGACAGGGGCAAUAGGAAAAGGUACUUUCCUGCCGAUAAAGAGCGACCCCCUUCACCUCUCAGCAAGAGGAUGGCGCUUUCGCCUGACAGAGGUCGAGACAGGAGGAUGCCAGGUCGACCCCCGCUGUCCCCCAGAAUGGAUCGGCCCAAAGGACAGGGUCCUCGGCCCAUGCCACCACAAGGAGAACGGAAGCGUCCUGUAUCUCCACCACCCAAGUCUUCUGGGAAAGGUCCGGCUGCUGUUUCUGCAGGUAAACCACCUGCUCCCGGGGCUGGAUCCGCUUCUAGUUCUGGAUCGGGCAAGCCGAGCAGCACCCUUUCUCGUCGCGAGGAGCUGCUGAAACAGUUAAAGGCUGUCGAAGACGCCAUAGCCCGCAAAAGGGCCAAAAUCCCUGGGAAAUAAUGAACCCGGCAUCAUCCAACUUCUGGGACAUCUGUUUUCUCGACGCCCAGUGUUUGCCAGAAAUGGGAAAUGGUCGCUGUUCUGAACUCUAAGGGUGUAAAUGUCCUAGGGAAAGGAGACUGCCAUUACAUUUCUGCUUGUUUUGCCCUCAGAGAGAGGUUGUCUAGAUUUUAUAUUGAUGUGGUAAAGUUGAGAAGUAGCCCUGUUCACUUUUUUUCGCAAGAAGAUGGAAUCUUUACUGUAGUGUGUCUCAAAGAAAAAAAACUGUACAUUCAGCGCACAUUUUUGCUCCUCAUCCUGCCACAUUUCUCUCUCAUAUUCUAGUUGCUUUAUCCCCACUUCUGUUAUUUUAUGUGGUGCGUUGUGACAGACGUAUGCUUAAUCUGAUUGGACCAUCCUGGACGCAUCUGCAACAUUUGACAUUGAUCCUGCUCAAAGAAUCUGGAACUGUCUUUUCAUAACCUUACAGUUAAUAAAGUCCACCUAAAGCAAUGAAUUUAGUCUUUCCACCACCACGUGUUUAGCUGUUUUUCACAAAGUCAGGUGACAGAAUACCUGUUGCUUAAAGUGUAUGAUUCUAGAGAACCAAUGACAGUGAUGUGAAGUAUUGCUUUUUUAAGAUUCUGCAUUGUUUCCCCUAGCUUUUCAAGUGAAAACCUGUAUUUUAUUUGUCACUCAUUUUUAGUUGAAAGUGUGAGAGGCUGCACUGGGGAUAUCCGGAGAUAAGGAAUAAUUCCCUUUUGCUUUUUGUGACCGAAAAAAGCUUCUAAAUAAACUAUUUUGAUAAAGAUAAA